UUCCGUACUUGCUGUACCCGGCGAACAUGCUGCUUUGCCAGUGUAGCAUAUUAUGUUGGAUUUAGUUUUUACAGUGAUCUCAGGGACAGUGCACGUCGAAUGUGUUGUGAGAGUGCAGUACACUAAAUAGAACGCAAUUCCGGUGCUGAUUGAAACAGUAUGAUUUCCACCGUGCUACGAACAGGAGCGGUCCGAGGAGACCAGAUCGCAAAAGGACUUCGCAUCAAUACGUUAAGAAUGGCUUCUACUUAUUUGGUGGAGAACAGCAAGUAUUCGUUCCUCAAGGAUCUCGGUCUCGGCAAGGUGAACAGCGGCGUAUUCAAUGGCGAGUGGACCGGAACGGGCGAAGUUAUCAAAUCCAUUGACCCAGCCAGUGGUGAUGUAAUCGCAGAAGUGAAGACCGGCACCGUUGCCGAACUGGAAAAGUGUCUACAGGUUGGCACCAGCGCGUAUCACCAAUGGAAGAAUCUACCGGCCCCAUAUCGGGGGGAAAUAGUGCGCCAGAUUGGCGAUGAGCUGCGAAAAUAUCGCGAGCCGCUCGGUAAGCUAGUAUCGCUUGAAAUGGGUAAAAUUAUGGCCGAAGGUGUUGGCGAGGUUCAGGAAUUCGUAGAUAUCUGUGAUUAUGCCGUUGGUCUGUCAAGAAUGUUCGCUGGACAGAUUCUUCCAUCUGAAAGAGCGAAGCAUACCAUUAUAGAGAAGUGGAAUCCAUUAGGGCUGGUGGGAGUAAUUUCUGCUUUUAAUUUCCCAUGCGCUGUAUUCGGAUGGAAUACGGCUAUUGCGCUGGCAGUUGGCAACUCUGUUCUUUGGAAGGGAGCGCCAAGUACUCCGCUGGUGUCCAUCGCCACCACUAAGAUAGUCACAGAUGUAUUAAAACGAAACAAUUUGCCACCGGUGGUAACACUCUGUCAAGGAGGUACCGAUGUUGGCAAGAAGAUGGUAGCCGAUGAACGAGUUAAGCUUCUGUCCUUCACUGGCAGCACUGCAGUCGGUCGUGAGGUGGGUGUUGAAGUACAACGCAGAUUCGGAAAAUUUUUGCUCGAGCUUGGCGGCAACAAUGCUCUCAUUAUCAAUGACGACGCACCAACUGAUAUGGCUCUGGAUGCUGCCUUCUUUGGUUGUAUAGGAACCGCAGGUCAACGUUGCACGAGCACUCGCCGUCUUAUCAUCCACGAAAAACUGUAUGACGAAUUUGUAACCAAGCUGGUCAAACGCUACAACAAUCUGCUCAAACGUGUUGGCCAUCCGCUGGAGGAAUCGACUCUGUAUGGUCCACUGCACAACCAACAAGCCGUUGACAAUUAUAAGAAAACAUUAGCAGAAGCUGUUAAACUGGGAGGCAAAGUUGAAUGCGGUGGAAAAGUGAUUGAAAGACCAGGAUUUUUCGUUGAACCUACUAUCAUUACCAACCUGCCGCAUAAUUCUCCGGUGGUGCACAAGGAAACGUUUGCGCCUAUUGUGUAUAUUCUGAAGGCGAAGAACCUAAACGAAGCCAUCGAGUGGAACAAUGAAGUCGACCAUGGACUGUCGUCUUCGCUGUUUACGACAAACAUUGGAUCAGCAUUCCAGUGGAUCGGCGAGGGCGGUUCGGACUGCGGUAUCGUCAACAUCAAUACUUCACCAUCGGGUGCGGAAAUUGGCGGUGCAUUUGGCGGAGAAAAACAUACUGGAGGUGGCCGCGAAUCGGGAUCCGAUGCAUGGAAGCAAUACGUUAGACGAUCGACGAUUACCGUCAAUCAUUCGCCCGAUCUUCCGCUGGCACAGGGACUUGUUUUCGAGUAAAUAAAAUAUUGGAUAAAAACGUG
This is a messenger RNA of Armigeres subalbatus, 1802 nucleotides long. RefSeq names its product putative aldehyde dehydrogenase family 7 member A1 homolog (gene Aldh7A1). Bases 160 to 1779 code for a protein of 539 amino acids. NCBI's taxonomy places the organism in Eukaryota, Metazoa, Arthropoda, Insecta, Diptera, Culicidae. The record is from RefSeq and is a predicted model, not a curated record. The transcript has 3 exons. Gene Ontology annotation, molecular function: aldehyde dehydrogenase (NAD+) activity.